GUCGCUGGUCGUUCCGGCGCAAACAUAACCUUCGCUGGUUACGUCAGCGCCGAAAAUAUUGCCCCCGUUUUUGAAUAAAUUUGCGCGGCGCGAGUUUCGCAACGCGUCAGCGAUGGUGCAAUAGCCGGCGCGAUGUUUAAAAUAACGCGCCUGAGGCCGGUCCUGCGUCCCCAGGUUAGCCCGUACUCCGAGUACGGGCUGUACAAGUCUUUGAGCGAGAGCGCGCCGGUAGAAUGGUGCCAGAACCUGCUCGUGACUGUGCACGACGCGACGGGGCUCCCGUGGUGGGCGUCGAUAAUCGGCACCACCGUAAUGUUGCGCACCUGUCUCACGUUACCGCUGGCGGUGUACCAGAACCGCGUCCUCGCGCGUUUGGAAAACGCGACCCUCGAAAUGGGGCCGCUCGUCGACGAGCUGAAGAAAGAGACCGCGAUCGCCACCAAGGUGUACCAAUGGGACGAAAAAACCGCCCGGUACAUGUUUAACCGAUCCGUGAAAAAGCAGUGGACCAAGUUGAUCGAACGCGAUAACUGCCACCCGCUAAAAAGCACUCUGCUGGUAUGGGUCCAGAUUCCGAUGUGGGUAUCUCUGUCGGUGGGCCUCAGGAAUUUGGUGUACAUGCUGCCCUAUGGCGAUCCCCGUGCACAGGUAACUUUGCUCGAGCUGACGGUGGGCGGUUUCGGUUUUAUACCCAACUUAACGGUCGCCGACCAGUCCUGGAUCCUGCCCGUCACUUUGGGCCUGCUGAACUUGGCCAUCGUCGAGCUGCAGCUAUUGUCGAGAAAGAACGUGCCGAGCAAAGUGCAGACCGCCCUCAGUUACGUAUUUCGCGGGAUCAGCGUCCUAAUGGUGCCCGUUGCGGCUGCAGUGCCAUCCUGCCUCGUGCUGUUUUGGACCACGUCCAGCGCGUACGGUUUGGCACAGAAUUUGCUCCUAAUGUCGCCCAAGGUGAGGAGGUUGUGCCGCAUACCCAAGACCUCGAGCGAGGCACAAAAUCCCUACGACGACGCCCUCGACCGACUCAAAGCCAAAUUAAAAAUGUCCCAGUUGUCUAAAUAAAUCGUUUUUAGCUUCAAUAAAACAAUAAUUUACG
Molecule: messenger RNA, 1093 nt
Organism: Cylas formicarius (sweet potato weevil)
Lineage: Eukaryota; Metazoa; Arthropoda; Insecta; Coleoptera; Brentidae
Product: cytochrome c oxidase assembly protein COX18, mitochondrial
Exons: 3
Coding region: 133-1059 (308 amino acids)
Biological process (GO): mitochondrial respiratory chain complex IV assembly; protein insertion into mitochondrial inner membrane from matrix
Cellular component (GO): mitochondrial inner membrane
Molecular function (GO): membrane insertase activity
Source: RefSeq, a predicted model, not a curated record